GCUGAUCAGAGGGAAAUGCAAGUGCCGGGCACUGAUGAUCAGUGCCCUGAUGAUCGGUGCCCAGCAGUGCCACCCGCAAGUUCCGCCCACCUGUGCCCAGCAGUGCGCCCACUAGCUCCGCCCACCUGUGCCCAGCAGAUCACCCACCUGUGCCCAGCAGUGCACCCACCUGUGCCACUCUGCAGUGCCACCUACCUGUGCCCAGAAGUGCCACCUACAUGUGUCCAGCAGUGCCACCCACCUGUGCCCACCCACCUGUGCCCACCAGUGCCACCCACCUGUGCCCACCCACCAGUGCUGCCCACCAGUGCCACCCACCAGUGCAGCCCAGCAGUGCUGCCAGUCAGUGCCACCAGUCAGUGCCCAGCGGUUGUGCCAGUCAGUGCCGCCAGUCAGUGCCCAGCAGUGAUGCCAGUCAGUGCCGUCUAUCAGUACCCAUCAUCAGUGUCACCUAUCAGUGCCGCCUAUCAGUGC
This is a messenger RNA of Staurois parvus, 474 nucleotides long. Lineage: Eukaryota; Metazoa; Chordata; Amphibia; Anura; Ranidae. The record is from the annotation of a GenBank genome assembly.